AUGGAGGUCGAUAGCGAUAAUGGCCUGCUCGGCAAGGUCGCAUCCGGCUGUUCAGUCGAAAAGGAGGCUUGGCCCGCCUUGCGCAGCGACAUUCUCUCGAGACUCGACUCGAUCGCGCACAACGACUUUCCGAUCCCAAAACUCCCUCCCCCGCCACCGACCCCCGAAACCGCUGGGGACAAGCUCGCGUCUACGCAGCCGUCAUCACCACCCGGCGACUCGUCCCAAGAAGCCAACAAGGAGAAUGCGCCGACCGAGUCGCUCCCCGCCACGCAGCCCAUCGAAGGGACGCUCCCAAAGCAGCUCGCCGAUAUGCUCUUCGACAUCACCAGCCACCUUCAGACCUUUGAUACCUACCCGCCUCAUACGAUCCAGCGCCUGGCCGACCUGAUCUUGCAGCCUCACGCGCACUACAAGGCGCUGGCGCCUUAUUUGCAUGCUGUUGAUCGCACCGUGCAGGUGACUUCGGGGACCAACAUCUACCCUCUGCCCCCGCCCAUCCCCGACAUGUCAUCGAUGCACCUAAAUGGCGAAGACGCAAACGAUCCGGCUGUGUCGGUCGCGUGGAGCAAUCCCACAACGGCAGCUUUGGGCACAGACGAGGCGUUGGGAGGAGCUCUUUUGACUCCCAUCCCGUGGCUAACGAGGCGCAGCCCCGACAGCGGACAGAACACGCCUGGUGCGCAGAUUCACAGCGAAAGCACAGAAACCAUCGAUGGCCCCAAUGGCGUGGGUAGUAUCGAAACCGUCUCCGUCAGUGUAAAUGGCAUUCCAUCAACGGGACAUGCACGUGGCGUCACGCAGGGUGAGCUAUUGCGACAGGAGCAACGAGCAGGAGUGGUGCCUGUAAGUCAGUUGUCACGAGCCCAAGAGGCUGCCCACGAGGGAGGUCUCACGAUGGGAGAGGAGGAGGAAGAAGAGGAGGAGCAGCUUCGGCAGCGCCAACAAGAACAAGAACAGCAGCUACAGCAAGCCCAGGAGGAAGAAGAGGAGACACCACAUGCACGAGGACCGGAGGAGAUUGGUGUCGACGACACAGGCCCUCAAUCUUCAACAACAAGCUACGUGGGCGAAGGUGGUCUAGAAAUGCAGGGCAUUGACGUUGAGGCCGCCGUUGGGAGAAAACACGAUGGAGACGAGCACAAGGCAGAUGAUAGCAUGGAUGCUGAUGGAGAUGCCGAAGGCGAGAGUGAAGCCAAGAGCCCCAGCGCGGAGAGCGUUGGCACGAAACGUGAGGCUGAACAGGAGCUCGAAGGUGACGCACUAAAGAAGGUCAAGGAGAAUGGGGUUGAGGGCGAACUCAAGGACAAGGAUGUUACCGAGGCAAACGGGGAAGACGAGAAGAAGGCGCCGACAGACGAGACAAAGAAGGAUGAUGACGGUGACAAGAUGGAUACGGAAUAA
Messenger RNA from Fusarium keratoplasticum, 1404 nucleotides. RefSeq lists its product as uncharacterized. Lineage: Eukaryota; Fungi; Ascomycota; Sordariomycetes; Hypocreales; Nectriaceae. The coding region runs from base 1 to 1404 and encodes 467 amino acids. Gene Ontology annotation, biological process: protein dephosphorylation. Gene Ontology annotation, cellular component: nucleus; protein phosphatase 4 complex; cytoplasm. The record is from RefSeq and is a predicted model, not a curated record. The transcript has 3 exons. Gene Ontology annotation, molecular function: protein phosphatase regulator activity.